AUUUGCCUCUUUCCAGAGAAUCUGGCAUUAAGAGGAACUCCUGCACAGUCGACAACAUACAGUACUCGGUCCGCGAACCGCGCCAUCGAUGGUGGCAAGGAUUCCUCUACAUCUUCUACUACUUGUGCCGCAACCAGUUGGGAGGGCCACCCGUGGUGGAGGCUGGAUCUACAGGUUGUGUAUAGAGUGAACACAGUGGUCGUCACUUACAGAGACGACAGCCUUCCAGGAAGAUGGAAAGAUAUCCAGGUUAAAUUUGGAAACUCUCUGCAAAACGAUGGAAACGACAAUCCCAGAUGUGCCGUGAUCUCAAGUAAUCCUGCAGCCAACAGCUUCAUCUACUCUUGCUCUGAUCGAGAGGGACAAUACGUCAACGUCUUCAUGAACGAGUGGUCAGAUUUCCUCUCGGUGUGUGAGGUGGAAGUAUACGAGUCAGAUAUUUCCAGGCAAUACUUCAUAAAAAUGAUGUUUAACUCCACCGCUAAUCUGACCGACCCGACAGUAACGGACAGCGUGCUUAGUGAGCUGAAGUCAGCUUUAGGAAUCACUAAUGUGACGCUGAGCUGGUCUCAAAGCCCUGAAGAAGAAAUAACGGUGAUCCAAAAUGAACAUGAAAACGAUCCCUGCUGAAGCAGAUCUCUGGAGACGCUCUGAGGAGUAACAUCCAUCAUCUGUUUCCAUUAUAUUAUAGCUUUUUCAUUAUUCAUCUCACAUUUACUGCAAACAUGCGGUUUUUAUUAUAUUUAUAAUAUAAUAUUUAUUUUUAUUUAUUUUUAUUAUAUGAUACAUAAUCAUGAGAAAAAGCUUCAUGUUUUAAGAUUUUUUUUCUAAGUAAAUAAGUACAAUAAGCAAAUGAUACAUGAUAGAUACUUACUGAUUUCAUAUUUAAGUAAAAAUAAAAACUUUGAACUUUUAUCUUCCCAAAAUUAUGUUUUUAUUUUAUAGCUAUGAAAAAUGUAUAAUGAAUCAGAUGGUUAAAUAAUACUUAAUGUAAAUGUAACAGUGUAACAAAAUGUAACAAAUGUAACAGCAUAGGGCGUUGUGUGCUCUUCAUUAUUGCUUAGAUCUUCAGCCUUGUUUUUGCUUAAUAUCUUCUGAGUAGAAGUCAGUGGAAUGAAAGUGAAGUGUGACCAUCCUUUGGUUGGUACAAAUUAUCCACUAAUUUGCCAAAAACAUAAAAUGAUUGCUAAAUCUCAUCUGUCUAAAUGCUGGUAUGUUGGUAUGCUCCUCUCUACAAUAGAUGUAUGUGUGUGUGUGUGUGUGUAUAUAUAUAUAUAUAUAUAUAUAUAUAUAUAUAUGCUGAAAUAGAUCCCAUGAGGAUCAAAAGAAAGACAUCAUAAACCUGCUUAAGGUGGUUUCCAUAGCUGGGGUUCUUUUCAGUUUGUUUCUUAGCAGUGUGUGCAAUGAUGUUAUUUUGUUUGAAAAAUAUAUAUUUAUACUAAUAUUUAACCAUUGAUACCCUGAACAUACUGUAAUGCAUAUAGUUAUUGUGAAAUUAGUUACUACAAGUCCAUACUAAAAAAACCAUGACAUUUUAAUAUAAAUUAAAUAAUAUGUAGUCUAAAUAUGAUUCAACCUAAAAUUAUGUAUCAAUUUACAUAUUUUAUCUAGGCCCACUGCAUAUAAUAGCUGUUAUCAGGUUAUCUUGUAAAUCAUUUGCUUUAAAUAUUUAUUAAUUUCUGCACAAUUUAAUGUCUAGAGUUAAUGUGUCUAGUAUAAUAUCAUUGGUGUGAGGAUCAGGAUAAAGAAAACGACUUAUGAUUUAUUUUGCUUUUCAAAGACAACAUUAAAAGUGA
Messenger RNA from Labeo rohita (rohu), 1796 nucleotides. Its product is annotated as fucolectin-like. The transcript is spliced from 5 exons. The annotation marks the transcript as partial. The record is from RefSeq and is a predicted model, not a curated record. NCBI's taxonomy places the organism in Eukaryota, Metazoa, Chordata, Actinopteri, Cypriniformes, Cyprinidae.